AUGGACGGAAGUCCAACAACCCGAAAAGGCCCUUCUCAGGGCCACACGCAUCACGCCGGCAGGGACCCAGCCGGUCCGCCGACGCAUCCUUCGACAUACAACAACUCUGUCAUCACGAGAGUACCCGGACCAAUCAGCGCCACUCCGGGAGCCUGCACACGAGGGCAGGCCGAACAACGCGCAAGUGUGUCUGGCGCAACAAACACCGCGCGCAACACCGCCAUACCGCGUGCCAUCGCCACUUCGGUAGCGCUGCGCAGCACGCCGACGCCCAACAGGUCGGGAGCAAGCAACCUUGCCGGAUCCAAAGGGCGCUCCGCUUCAUUGGAAGUCCUGCAGAGAACCGGAUCAGCGACAGAUCUUCGGAAACUGUCCCCUGAAGCCAGGCUCCAGACCAAUAUGAAGAUCGCAGACCGCCUUGAGAAAAGCGGUCUCAUGUCUGAAGACUGCAUCAGGGUGCUCAAGCAACACCUGAGCAACCAGCGAGAGGCCAUUCAGCAUGACACCAGCCCCCAGGAGGCGACGCAAGCUCCCACCAACCCAAGGAGGAGGCAACUAUCAGCGGCAAGCGACGAUAGCUCCUCAGCAGAAGAAGCGAAACGUCACUGCCCCGACGCAGCCCCCACAGAAUCACCGCAGCAACAGAUGCAGGUCGACACGCCGCCAUUAUCAUUUGCUGACGCUCUUCGUGCUCCUCCAACCCGAGCACCCACACCUCAAGCGCAGGCAAUUGCGUCGAGCGCGCCGGAUACCCAAAGCUCCGGUUCGGGAAACAGCCAACCGGCGAGGAAGACCUCAAACUUCCCGCCUCUGGUGGUGGAGUUCUUCCCAAAUUGGACCCAGCACAUCAGGCGCCUCCGCGAUAAGCUCGGACACACGCCAAACGCUCGCCCUUACGGGAAGGGAGUACGAUUCACUCCGAAAACCGAGGCUGAGUAUAGAGCGACUCAGCGCUUCCUCAGCGAGCUGGAGUCAUCGGAGAAAAUCUCCUGGUUCUCCUACUCGCUACCAGCUGACAGGAGCGUGAAGGUCGCUAUACGAGGUCUGCCGGUGUCCACAGCAGCCGAGGAGAUCGAAGAGGAGCUCCGUAGCCUAGGAUACUCUCCGGAGUAUGUGCGUCCGAUAAACGCCAGGAAAGGAAGACCAGGCUGCAUUUUCCUGGCUAUCCUCAAAAGGACGCCCAACGUGACGCCGGGAAUAUACGGCAUCACAGAACUCCUAUGCAUGCCCGGAGUGAAGAUCGAGGCCUGGCGAGGGAAGAAGGGCCCAGCACAGUGCCACAGGUGUCAGCAGUUCCGGCACUCGAGCCACGGCUGCCACAGGAAGCUAGCCUGCGUCAGGUGCGGGGAGGAACACACGGCCAAGGACUGCCCUAGGCCGGUCGAGGAGCCUCCCACGUGCGCCAACUGCGGCGGCGCGCACCCGGCCAACAAAACCUCUUGCCCCAUCUUCAAGAGAGAAGCCAGGAACAAGAAAGCUGGCACUGUGGCCUGCACUACUGCCAGCAAAAAGGAAUCCAUGGCUACCUCGAGGACGGCCGAAGUUGUGGACCGCACCACAGUCUCAGCCGAGGCAACAGCGACAACGCUGAUGGCCCCGGCUAACAACCCUAUCAACAGGCAGUCGAAGGCGCCUGCAUCGAAUAAAAAGAAGAGGAAGAAGAACCGAGGAAAAGGGAGGAAGGCGGAAGCGCCUCCUACUCCUCAAGCGAACACCGCCGAGGUCGCAACCCCAACUCUGCCUGCAACCACCCCUGGAGGGAAGCAGGCGAAGAAGGAGAAGCGACCGAACAAGGAGUCACCAGCUGCAUCAUCGUCAGUUUUGGAAAUCUCAAUCAAGAUCCUCACAAACGUCCUGGUCGCAUUGCAAGCGGACAACGACCCCACUGACGCUAUCGUCAGGGGCAUCACCGAGCUGCUGCGACUCAAACAAUGA
Melitaea cinxia (Glanville fritillary) is the source of this 1935-nucleotide messenger RNA. RefSeq lists its product as uncharacterized. The coding region runs from base 1 to 1935 and encodes 644 amino acids. The record is from RefSeq and is a predicted model, not a curated record. The transcript has a single exon. NCBI's taxonomy places the organism in Eukaryota, Metazoa, Arthropoda, Insecta, Lepidoptera, Nymphalidae.